Messenger RNA from Aspergillus terreus NIH2624, 2289 nucleotides. RefSeq lists its product as uncharacterized. Gene Ontology annotation, biological process: cell population proliferation; mitotic spindle organization. The coding region runs from base 1 to 2289 and encodes 762 amino acids. Gene Ontology annotation, cellular component: cytoplasm. The record is from RefSeq and is a predicted model, not a curated record. Lineage: Eukaryota; Fungi; Ascomycota; Eurotiomycetes; Eurotiales; Aspergillaceae. The transcript has a single exon.
AUGUCGACCCCUCUGUCUCCUCUAACGUCCUCGCGACAAAAUUCGCGGACGUUUUCGCCAGCGUCUCGUGCUUCCGUCUCCGGUAAAGGCGGUCUCGAUGAGAUCGCAAUGUCGAAUGGGGCCGCCGAAAAUGCAUUCUCGAGUCCGUUCAAACUCGUCGAAGAAGUGAACACAACCGCUCACGCCGCUGAGUACGGUUCGGAUCGCGAGUUCCACACUCCAGACCUUGGCGAUGAACAGACGGACUUUGUGCUGCCGCCGAGCUCGCCUUUUCAGGAUGCCGCCAGAGAUGAUACCGCCGAUAUCCAAAUGCUGCAGAAGCGGUAUCCAUCACUUGGCCACAGCGACCGCUCUGCGACGCCGCGGAAGCGGUCUUACGAGCAUGGGCCUGAUUCUUAUGAGGUCGACGAAGAGGUCGAUGAGCGGUAUAAGAAGGGAUCGAUUAGAAGAGACGUUCCGGAUAUCAAUAUCCACGAAGAGGAGGAUGUCGGCCUCGGAAUCGAGCCGGCGGUUGAGCGGCACGAGGUGGCGAACAGUAUGGUGGAAGACAAGCGGAACGAGGGCAUGAGCACUGUGCUCCAUGAGAAUGAUAACGAACCAAUCAACGAGGACGAAGACCCCAGCCUUCACGAAGCGAACGAUGCUAUGAACGAUGACUCCCACGACCCAAUGGAUGACACCUGCUUCAGCACCUUUUCGGCUGUGACAAACACGGAUAUGACGGCCUUUGCCAUGUUGCGCAACUCACCGAUCAAGGGGGCCAGACCGCUCCCGAGUAGCCCGAGCAAGGCUGAGAACUUUGAGAACCGUGGGUUCGAACCGAGUACUCCGGCCACGGCCAAGAGGUCCCCGAGAAAGGGCGGACUGCUCGAGAUGAGCUCACCGAACGCGUCGCCUACGCCCCGCAGAAGAGAUGCCGGCAAUCCAAGUGGAACUCCCAAUCUGCUCGACUUCACCGAUCAACUCAACUUCUUCCAGCGCAAGCGCUACAGUAUCCAGAAUGAACGGGGCUCGCCAUUGCGCCGUUCGCCCUUGAGAGCCGCUCGCGAGUCAAUGAGAUCCCCUACAAAGAUGUCUCUUCUCGACUUUGACAUUCCCUCUGCACCCACCCCUCGGUCCAUUCCCACCGUCACUCCGAGGGAGCUGGAGUCUUUGAAGUCCGGGUUCAUGUCGGAGAUCUCGUCCCUGAAGGCGACGCUCAGUGGCAAGGAGGCUGAAGUGGCCAGUCUGAAGCAGGCGGUGGCCGAUGCGGAGCGACGUGUGGGGGAGGCGCUGGAGGAGGUCCGUAAUGAGUCUGCGCGCAAGGAGGCGCUCGAGUUUGAGCAAGCCGAAUGGGAGCGCAGAGGUCAGGAAAUGGAGGAUGUGCUGCGUUCGGUGAAGGCAGAGAUCGUUGACGGCGAGCGAGAGAAGGAGCGGCUUCUGAAGAAGGUGGAAGACUUGGAGAAAGCCAAGGAGCGGCUGGAGAGCAGAAUGGUCGAACUGGAAACACAGCUGGACUCUGCUCGCAAGUCGGCUCCUGCUGAGGAUGGGUCCACUGCGAGCACCUCGAAUACCAAGACGGCAGAGCAAACCGCAAUGGAGGUCCAAGACGCCGUGGAGAAAGUUGCUCGUGAGCUCCACACAUUGUACAAAAGCAAGCACGAAACCAAGGUGGCUGCUUUGAAGAAGAGUUACGAGGGGCGUUGGGAGAAGCGAGUGAGGGAAGCCGAGAACAAGCUGAAGGCUGUCAAUGAGGAAAACGAGCGGUUGAAGUCGGAGCGCGACGCAGCUCUUUCCGAAGCCUCACGACCCGAUGCCAGUAUCAUCGCACACGAAAAGGACGAGCAUGAAGCCGAGAAGCGCGUCUUGGAGGCCCAGAUCAAGGGCUUGCAGCAGGAGAUGGCUGCUCUCAAGAAAGACAGUGACCGACUGCGCAAUGAGCUGAAGGCUGAACGCGCCGAAAAGGGGGAGCUCGUCGCUGCGGUGGAUGAAUGGCUGGCCAUGCAGCAGAAUCAACCUCCGGUCAUGGAGCGCCAAUCGCCCCAGCCCCGGGAUAACAGAUCUCCAGUGCCAGAACCGAUUGAAGCUGCCCCCGAGGAGUUCAGUCGGAGCACGAGCCGCAGCAGCUCCAGCAGCAUCCGUCCUCCGAGCACCGGUUCCGGCCAUGGCGAGAAGAAGAUCCCCAAGAUUGGAGCGCCGGCGAGCCGACACGUCCGGGGCAACAGUGGAGGCAAGUCUGGCAUUGCGGUUUUCACCCCGGGGCGCAGUGGCAUCAUGGGCUCGAUCGAGCGGAUGGGGCGUGGGGUGUGA